This is a messenger RNA of Lepus europaeus (European hare), 714 nucleotides long. RefSeq names its product NK2 homeobox 8 (gene NKX2-8). Gene Ontology annotation, biological process: regulation of transcription by RNA polymerase II; cell differentiation. Gene Ontology annotation, cellular component: nucleus. Gene Ontology annotation, molecular function: DNA-binding transcription factor activity, RNA polymerase II-specific; RNA polymerase II cis-regulatory region sequence-specific DNA binding. The record is from RefSeq and is a predicted model, not a curated record. Lineage: Eukaryota; Metazoa; Chordata; Mammalia; Lagomorpha; Leporidae. The coding region runs from base 1 to 714 and encodes 237 amino acids. The transcript is spliced from 2 exons.
AUGGCCACCUCUGGACGCCUCAGCUUCACCGUGCGCAGCCUCCUGGAUCUGCCCGAGCAGGACGCGCAGCACCUGCCUAGGCGGGAGCCAGAGCCGCGCGGCCCCCGACCCACGCCCUGCUCCGCCUGGCUGGAGUCGGAGCGCGGCCACUACCCCUCCUCGGACGAGAGCAGCCCGGAGACGGGCCCGCCUGACUCGACGCAGCGGCCGUCCGCCCUGCCCGCGUCUCCGGGUUCAGACGCCGAGAAGAGGAAGAAGCGGCGAGUGCUGUUCUCCAAGGCGCAGACGCUGGAGCUGGAGCGGCGCUUCCGGCAGCAGCGCUACCUGUCGGCGCCCGAGCGCGAGCAGCUGGCGCGCCUGCUGCGCCUCACGCCCACGCAGGUCAAGAUCUGGUUCCAGAACCAUCGCUACAAACUGAAGCGCGCGCGCGCGCCGGGGACCGCCGAGCCACCGGACCUGGCCGCCUGCGCCGAGCUGCACGGCGCGCCCAGCCUGCUGCGCCGAGUGGUGGUGCCGGUGCUGGUGCGUGACGGGCAGCCGUGCGGCGGCGGCGGCGAGCCAGGCACCGCUGCAGCCCAGGACAAGUGCGGCGCGCCCGGGGCCGCCGCCUGCCCCCUGCCGGGCUACACCGCCUUCGGGCCCAGCUCGGCGCUCGGCCUCUUUCCCGCCUACCAGCACUUAGCGCCCCCAGCCCUGGUCUCCUGGAACUGGUGA